Messenger RNA from Lentinula edodes (shiitake mushroom), 351 nucleotides. RefSeq lists its product as uncharacterized. The annotation marks the transcript as partial. The transcript is spliced from 3 exons. Gene Ontology annotation, cellular component: transcription factor TFIIIC complex. The record is from RefSeq and is a predicted model, not a curated record. Gene Ontology annotation, biological process: transcription by RNA polymerase III. NCBI's taxonomy places the organism in Eukaryota, Fungi, Basidiomycota, Agaricomycetes, Agaricales, Omphalotaceae.
UCACCAUCUUUGGGCCUUUGUCCAGGGUAUAGACACGUCGAACAAUUUGGGCCAGAUGAGGAAUAUGAAGACGAAGUAGAAGAUUUCUACGUGACACUGGACUUGGGAGCCGUAGAACCUACGUUAAUACCGAGUUCAUCUACAUAUCGCCUCAUCGGAUUAGAUACACCGACACCAUUCAUGCAACUGUCGGGUACAGUGCUGCAAGGACGACACGAAUCCUUGCUAGGGACGGAGCUACUUUUCGUUGAAGGGAAAGCAGACGCGCAGGACCGAAGUAAACGACACCUAUCAUUCACGUCAACUACGGAGCAAAGAAUUCGUUUCAAAGAAGUCCAACUUCGACCUAAG